Molecule: messenger RNA, 2619 nt
Organism: Nerophis ophidion (straightnose pipefish)
Lineage: Eukaryota; Metazoa; Chordata; Actinopteri; Syngnathiformes; Syngnathidae
Exons: 2
Coding region: 629-1591 (320 amino acids)
Source: RefSeq, a predicted model, not a curated record
UAUACAUACAUACAUACAUACACACACACACGUACAUAUAUACACACAUGCAUAUACAUACAUACACACACACACGUACAUAUAUAUACACACAUGCAUAUACAUACAUACACACACACACGUACAUAUAUACACACAUGCAUAUACAUACAUACACACACACACGUACAUAUAUAUACACACAUGCAUAUACAUACAUACACACACACACGUACAUAUAUACACACAUGCAUAUACAUACACACACACACACAUAGACACAGAGAGAGAUGACAUGAGUGUGUUCAUAAUAAAUAGCACACACACACACACACACAGGUGUGUACAGAGAGAUGACAUCAUGAGUGUGUUCAUAAUAAAUAGUACACACACACACACACACACAGAGAGAGAUGACAUCAUGAGUGUGUUCAUAAUAAAUAGUACACACACACACACACACACAGGUGUGUACAGAGAGAUGACAUCAUGAGUGUGUUCAUAAUAAAUAGUACACACACACACACACACACACACACACACACACACACCCACACAGGUGUGUACAGAGAGAUGACAUCAUGAGUGUGUUCAUAAUAAAUAGUACACACACACACACACACAUAUAGACACAGAGAGAGAUGACAUCAUGAGUGUGUUCAUAAUAAAAUGUUUGUUGCAAUUCUUACUCCUUUUUUCACAUUCCUUCUUUGUACUCUUUUUCUUUCUCCAUCUUUUUUCAUCAUCUCUUCCUUCUUUGUCUCCUUCUUUCUUGUCCUCCUCUUAUUUCUUCUUCCUCUUUUCUUUCUCCUUCCUCUUACUUCUUUCUCCCUCUUUUUUUCUCUCCUUUAUUCUUCCUAUUCUUCUUUUUUCUCGUCUUUCUCCUUCCUCUUUUUCUCUUCUUCCUCCUUCCUAUUCUUACCUGUUCUUUGUCCUACCUCUUAUUUCUCCUUCCUAUUCUUCUUUCUCUUUUUUCUUCUUUCUACUUCCUAUUCUUAUUUCUACUUCCUUCUCUUUCUUUUUUCUCCUUCCUAUUAUUCUUCAUUUUCUUAUUUCUCCUUCCACUUAUUCCUCUCCUUUCUCCGUCCUAUUCUUUUUCCUCUUACCUCUUUUUUCCUCUUCCUUCUUCCUCCUUCCUAGUAUUCUUCCUCCUCUUUUUCUCCUUCCUUCUUCCUCUUUUGUCCUCUUCUUUCUUCUUCCUCUUCUUUUUAUUCGUCAUCUUCUUUCUCCUUCCUCUGUAUUCCCUCUUCCUCUUUCUCCUUGUUCUUCCUCUUCUUUCUCGCCUUUUACUUUUCUCAUUGUUCCUCCUUUUCCUCUUCUUCUUUGUCUUUACUUCUAUCUAUUCUUCUUCCUGUUUCUCUCAUUCUACCUGUUCCUGCUCUUCUUAAUUAUUUUCCUAUUCUUCUUUCUUUCUUCUUGUUCCCCUCUUCCUCCUGGUCCUCUUUCUUUCUCUUCUGUGUAUUUCAUGCUCCUCCUGGUUGUGCUGAGCCUGCAAACAGGAAGUGAUAAGAAGACACUCAGAUACAAACUGAAUUUGUUAUUGAUAGUUAAGAAAUCUUCUAGUCUCUUGUUUCUAACAAUAUUAACUAGUAGUCUAGUCUCAUGUUUCUAACAAUAUUUACUAGUACUCUAUAGUCUCUUGCUUCUAACAUUAUUAACUAGUAGUUUAGUCCCAUGUUUUCUAACGCUAACUAGUAGUCUAGUAUCAUGUUUGUGAUCUUAACUAGAAGUCUAGUCUCAUGUUUAUAACAUUAACUAGUGGUCUAGACUUGUGUUCUUAACAUGAACUAGUAGUCAAGUAUCACAUUUCUAACAUUAUUGACUAAUAGGCUAGUAUCAUGUUUCUAAAGCAAUUAACUAGUAGUCUAGUCAUGUUUCAAACAUUAAGUAGUAUUCUAGCUUCAUGUUUCUAACAUUAACUAGUAGUCUAGUUUCUAACAUUAACAAGUUGUCGGGUCUCAUGUUUUAACAUGAAAUAGUAGUCUCAUGUUUCAGAUAGACAAGUAGUUGAGUAAUGUUUCUAACAUUAACUAGUAGUCUAGUCUCAUGUUUCAAACAAGUAGUCGAGUCUAAUGUUUCUAACAUUAACAAGUAGUCUAGUUUCAUUUUCUAACUCAACUAGUAGUGUAGUCUCAUGUUGCUAACAUUAUUGACUAGCUGCCUAGUGUAAUGUUUCUAAUGUUAACUUUUUGAUUGAUUGAUUGCUACUUAUAUGAGUAGAUGUCACAGUACAGUACAUAUUCUGUACAAUUGACCACUAAAUGGUAACACCCCAAUAAGUUUUACAACUUGUUUAAGUUGGGGUCCACCUUCAUCAUUUCAUGGUAACUAAUAGUCUUGUGUAAUGUUUCUAAUGUUAACUAGUAGUCUAGUCUCAUGUUUGUAACAUGAACUAGUAGUCUAGUCUCGUGUUUAUAAGAUGAUAAAGUAGUGUAGUCUUUGUGACUUCACAGAAAAGAAGUGAAGUCUCACCUUGAGACUUCAGUUCAGCGAGCAACAAAAAAAUACUUUACUAGUUGGGCUCGCUCGGCUUCUGCCAGUAAAGAAGAAGAAGAAGACAAACAGGAAGUGAGUCAAGUCACUGACAUCAUUUGUUUCUUUCUAGUUUGGAUGCUGAAGAAGAAGAAAAUAAAACAUAUU